Botrytis cinerea B05.10 is the source of this 1121-nucleotide messenger RNA. RefSeq names its product Bcfes1 (gene Bcfes1). The coding region runs from base 235 to 888 and encodes 217 amino acids. Lineage: Eukaryota; Fungi; Ascomycota; Leotiomycetes; Helotiales; Sclerotiniaceae. The transcript has a single exon. The record is from RefSeq and is a predicted model, not a curated record.
GACAAAUUUAAUAGUCAUCUCAUACAAAAGAGAAGAAAUCUUUUUAGACACAUUUCUAUACAACUUACAACUUCUCUUGAUCUCAUCUACAAUUUUCUGAGAAUUCAAUACUUCCUUGUUAAAUAUACUAUAAUCCUUUUCGGCGCAAAGCAUUUUCACCUACCGGUUCUCGACUUUCGAUCAGACAAAUUUCCACAACUUUCAGUUCUAAAGAGAACAUAGAAAUCUGCCAUCAUGGCCAUGCCACCCGCAAUGAACGAACUCCUCAAAUGGAGUGUAGAGAACUCUACUGCCACCGCCGCCGAUCCUAACGCUCCCCCUCCACAAAAUAGAGCUCUCCCAGCGGAUGCCAUGAAUGUGCUCUUUGGUGGUCCCAGUGAUGCCGACCUCAUGAAGGCCUCCAUAUACGCCGUUCAAUCUACCGACCCCGAAGUUACUAUUGAAGAUAAAGUCAUUGCAUUUGACAACUUCGAACAACUGAUUGAGAACCUCGACAAUGCCAACAACAUCGAGGUACUCGAGUUAUGGAAACCUUUAUUGGAGUUCUUGGGACACGAGGAAAAAGAGAUCAGGAAGAUGGCUGCUUGGUGCGUGGGAACAGCAGUGCAAAAUAAUGAGAAGAGUCAGAAGUCUAUGUUGAAGGAAGGGGGUGUGCCACUUCUGGUCAAGAUGUGUGUCGAUGAGAAGGAAGAGAAGGAUGUGAGGAGAAAGGCGGUUUAUGCUUUGAGUAGUGCGAUCAGAAAUUUCCAGGAGGGAAUGGAUGUCGCGACCGAGGAGCUUGGUAAAUUAGGAAGAAGUAGUGAGAAGAUCGAUGCGGCAGACAUGGAUGCCUGCGAUGUCUUGAUUGGGGGACUGAGGGAGGAGGCUUCAAAGGGAGCACAAGGAUGAGAUAUCAAGGAGGUUUAAAUGAUUGAAGGAUACGAAAUACAGCGGUAGCUACUACGUCACACGCAUGAUCUGGGAUGGAGUUUGGGAGUUUGGUAGAUUAAACAUUUGGGAACGAUAGACAGAGACAUUGAUAUCCUGCCAAUCUUGUUAAGGGGGGAAGUUUUCACCAGGACUUUCGGAACAAGAUUGCCACCUCACUGAGGACUUAUUAUAGAGAAUGCAUGAAAGUUACA